Molecule: messenger RNA, 4676 nt
Organism: Blastomyces gilchristii SLH14081
Lineage: Eukaryota; Fungi; Ascomycota; Eurotiomycetes; Onygenales; Ajellomycetaceae
Product: Ulp1 protease
Exons: 4
Coding region: 647-3712 (1021 amino acids)
Biological process (GO): protein desumoylation
Cellular component (GO): nucleus
Molecular function (GO): deSUMOylase activity
Source: RefSeq, a predicted model, not a curated record
ACAACAACAACAGCAACAACAACAGCAACAACAACAACACAAAAUAUAUAAACAACAACAACAUCCCUCAUCCCUCAUCACCAUCAUCCUCUUUACAUUCUCCUCUGCCACUUACGGUUGAACUUCUCUUUUCCAUCCACCACUCCUACGAGAUUAUCUCCAGAACGAUUUCGUUGCGCUGCAAAUAGCCAACCCCUGACCAAGCCAAACCCUACUGCUCCUAAGUCUACCAAAGAGUCGAACUUGUCCCUCCUUUUCAAGGGGCUAUUGCUUCUCACGUCGCUACAGCCUCGUGCUGCUGGCCAAAAUCUCUUCUGCGGCCGCUUGUUGAAAGUUAGACUUGUCCUACUCUGAUCAGGCCGCGUGCUUGGACUUCUACCACGUCCUCACCGUUGAUAAACAUUGGUGUUGCUACACGGUCAUCAUCAUCACCAUCAACAUCACCAUCCCUAUUCCAUCUGUACUCUCAACACGAAGUCUUUUUUCUUUUUCUUUUCCUUCUGCUAAGGUCUCUUUAUCUUGCUUGAGCUAUCUGAUUGGUCCUCAGCGCGCUCUAGCAUUUUCUUGACCCAAUAUCUCUCUUCACACUGCCCUACUCCCAUUUUUUCACUUCUCAAUUUUAAGCUGCCGUCGAACUGAUUGCCCCAUGUCCCGGAUUCUUCGACACGUUUUAAUACAAAACUUUCAAGCAGCGCAGGCUUCCGCCGCGGAGCCCACUAAUAUGAUGGACUGGGAACCAACCCCCCAGGAAGAUCUUCUUCCACAUCCCGCACCCGAGACUAGCCACCAGCAAGAUCAACCUAGUGUCAGUCAAUCUACACUUCCUGUCAAUGAUGUGGAGGAAGAUACCUACCCACAACACCUCCCUAUUUGCCCUCCAAAUCCUCUUCCGUUUGUUCCGGAGCCUGUUCCGGAGCGACCUCAAAUAUACCCCCAGCCAGAAUUCUUGAAGCCUCGAAGAAAAACUUUACCUCAACCCCUUCUAAGCGGGCCUCAACCACAUCUUGUCAACGUUUACCGUGCCCCACCAGUUUCACGGAAGAGUCUUAUUGAUCAACUUACAUCUAAAAAACAUCGUUCUGGCAACCUAUUACCGCCAAUCUCGAAUCGCCAAGCAUAUUUCCGCAAUGUUGCGGAACCAGCAAAAACCUGGUAUAUGCGAAACCAGGCUGAAGAUAUUGCAAUGCAACGACCGAUGGUUGAGCUUAGAAACCAAUUCACUACCCGAAGAGGCAACAACCCAUAUCCAUAUACUCCCUCGCGAUCGGCUCCUCAGUCGGCGGCUAGCCCAAAUUCACGCAAACGGCGAAUCGAGGCUGUUGAUGGCUACGCAUGCGAUGAGCAUAGGGCUUCACGUGACGGCCAGGGGGGGAUGCACAAUCACAAACAACCAGCAGGAGCACAGGUUACUGCUAUACCCGAGUCACCUAUUGACACAUCAAUGGUCGACGCGCCUCCUUAUGAAGGCUCCCUACUCCAAGCAUCUCCAGUCCAUGGUCGUACUGAAGAUGACAUCCCACAAAUCCAACGGACUCCUCAACACAUGCCUGGUACUUGGCCAGCGACUCCAGUUUCUGUCCGCCAGAUCGCCAUUCCACCCACUGAAAUAUUUCACCUGAGCGAAGCCGACGCCGGCUAUAUGCGAGACCAGGUAGCUCUAAUGUCGGGCGCAUUGGCUGGAUGCCGACGAACUUCAAGCCACGGGAUGGUAGUCCCACUGUCCGAUGGCAAUGCCAUUCCUCCUACAUCUCCAGAACAUGCAUAUGAGCUUCAACGACUUUCAUACUUGCAAGAUAUAUUGCAAGAAGUUUCUGACACCUAUUACCCGAUACUAAGAUCAUCACGUUUCGCUAUAGAAGCAGUUGGCAACAGAGUCAGACACACCUAUCGAGAAUUCCUUCAAGCAGCUGUUGAAGUCGUGGGAAGUGCAAAAAGACGGGCAGUGGCGAUCUAUGAUAAAGUGACUUCUAAAUUCGUCCGGCGCAGAAUUAAUCGCCAACAACAAGACACCAGAAAUCUUCGUCGCGCGUCGUCUACCGAGCGCCACCAAUUGAAAGCUCGGAAGUUAGGGAUGGGCCAGAAGAAACAAGGCUCCUCAUCCCCCCAAGUCAUAAUUGACGAGUAUGAAGAUGUCACACCUCCUCGCCCGCCUCGCGAUAUGCCAGCCUCAGGCAUGAUAGACUAUUAUCGUCUUCCUAAGGAAAAAGCUCCUACCCGAACACUACUCACCACCACCACCACCACCACAAAGGAUGGUAUUGUGAAAGGCGCAAAGGUACAGAAGAAAAAGCUGAGUGACAAAGCCAAAUCGAAAACCAGAACGUCUCGAAAGCUGGCUCAACUUAGCCAAGAGGAUGUGAACAAAGCUGCCCUUCCGCGAGCUCCAAGACGCGGCGAGUUGAUUAAAGGAGCUUGGCCAAAUGCCAUACCACCUAGUGCAGCUGCUCUACGGGCAUACCAUGAAUCUUUUGCGAAAUUGAGGAGUAGACCUAUUGAAGAGAUGUCGGGAAUUGAUAUUCCCGAGCCAGAAAAUUGGCCCCCUCGUCCCCAACUUCCCCCGACUACUACUCCUCCUUCCUCACCCCCGCCGACAGAAUUGCCCCCUCCAGCGGAAGAAAUCACUUGUCAACCUGAAGCAUCUGUUGAAGCUGAAGAGCCUGAGCCACCCAAAGAGGGACUGUCCCCCUCCUCUCCCGAGUACGAAGGUUUUCUGACCAGCCCAUCUCGACCACGACGCGAAGCCAAAGAAGUCCACUGGCUUGAAUCGGAAUCUCCAAUGGGACGGCCAAUUUCUUCAGUGCGAGCCUACGAUCCUCUUUCUCGUGUCACGCCAUUUCAACCACUCGAGUCUGUCACAGCAGAGGAAUCGGGUCGCCUAGCUCUAGAGCUAACGGAUAAGGAAACACCGGCAGACCACUCGGUCCAGUACGACCAACCCCUUCUACGAUCUCCAGAAGUCCCCUACGUCAAGCACUUGACAGCCAACUGGGUAGCUAAAGUAGACCGUGCGAUGGCUCUUUCCGACAAAAGUGAGGUUGGGACCACGCCUCGCGGCGAACCCCUCACCCGGAAAGCCCUGAACACGUGUUACACGAAGCUCGAGUGGCUCAACGAUGAAGUAAUCAACGCGUAUCUCGAGUUGAUCGUCGACCAUGCACGUCAGGAAGCAGGGAAUUCUGGGCGGCACGACAAGCCCAAGUACCACGCCUUUUCAACAUACUUCUUCUCGAACCUUCGGGACAAAGGUUACGAGAGCGUAAGGCGUUGGGCGACACGUGCCAAGAUCGGGGGCGAGAAAUUGUUGGGGGUGGAGACGAUUUUCGUCCCCAUCCACGACCGCUCGCACUGGACCCUCAUGGUCGUAAGACCGGCCGCUCGAACGAUCGAGCAUUUCGACUCCCUGGGGUCACCUUCCUUGGGCCACAUCGCCACGGCCAAGGAAUGGCUCCGAGGUGAGUUGGGCGACCUCUUCGUGGAAGAGGAGUGGCGGGUGCUCCCGUCGAUUUCCCCACAGCAAAAUAACGGCAGUGACUGCGGGGUAUUCCUCCUGACGACUGCCAAGUUGGUAUCGUUGGGCAAGCCUCUGAGAUAUGGGGCGAGGGAUAUUCCCGAGAUCCGUAAAAGGAUCGUUGCCGAGCUGAUGAAUGGGGGUUUCUUCGGUGAUUUCGACCCGAAGAAGGACGAGAUGUUUCCCGCUAGGUCGAUGCUGUGAUGACAGCAUAGGUUCUUUCUGGGUUCAUCUUCGUUUUUUUCUUCUGGGGAGAUUGCAUCUUGCCAGGGAGGGGAGAGGAGGGGGUGGUUUUUUCUUUUUUUCUUUUAUUUUUUCUUUGGACGAGGGAUCGCGUUUUUUUUUUUCUUUUUUUUUUGGUACGAGCCCGACUCGCAAGAUCCGGGGCUUUCUCCGUCCUCCUGCGUGCUUCUGGGUUUGUAACCUUUUCUUUGUCUUUUCGGUUUUUUUUUUUUGGUUUUUUUUCUUUUGGUUAAGCCCGGUACUCGAGCCCGGCUUUAAGCACUCCCGUGCUUAUAUGCCUUGGAGUUUGUGUAUUCGGUGUGUUUUUAUUAGUAUUUUUUCUUUCUUUUUUUGUCUCGUUUUGCAUGUUGGCAGGAAAUGGUGCUGUUUAUUUCAUUCCUCGUCCUAUCUGGCGUUUUUACUUUGUAAUUUGGAAGGGUAUGUAUCUAGAGCUGCUAUUUUGUUUUCUCUCUUUCUUUCUUUCUUUUUUUUUUUUUCGUUUUGAUACCCAAUGUUUUUCGCGGGGGCGUUAAGUUUUGUUUAAUUUUUUGUUUCUCAAAAAUAGAUUUCAUGUUUGGACGACCCCGUUUUUUGUUGUCAUUAUAUUUAUAUUCUUUCAUCUUUUAUAAGAGUAUGGGCCGGCGGUUGGGCCCCAUUGACAUUCUAUACCUUCUCUUUGCCUACUGAUUCCGCUUCUUAGCAAUACGUGAAUUCAUCUGAAGAGUCUUGCAGCGCACUAUCGCCGUUCAUAAUAUGUCAGUUAGAUAAUUCGAGCGCUACAGGAAUGAUAGGAGGAUGAGCAGAACGACUGUCGUUGGUGACAUUAUUAAUAUAUAGUUAAUAAUAAAGGGAGCUAAGGUAAGGUAUCAAAGUGAACUAGCUUUGCAAUGCGGCCAACAUCCUUCAGUACAGCAAAACCGAAAUAUUAGAUUAAUUAACCAACCCA